AAUGGUUGCAGAUAAGAGAGAGAGACACCACAUAUGGAAGAUAAGGUGAGAAAAAAGAUAAGUUGGAUUGCAUGGCAUAGCAAAGUGUGAGAGAAGAUGAGAAGUGUGAGCCUGAGAGCAGAGGUUGGCAUUCCAUCAUUAUGUCUGAAACCCAAGAAAUUAGUGCAACUCUCUUCGAAUGCCAAAAUCGCAAUCCCUCUUAGACGGAGGCUGCCACUACUCAGACUUGAAAUUGGGCAUUCGCGGAGUGUCAUAAUGGGAGCGCUGUGUGUGGGUGUGGGGAUACUGGCGGUGGUUCUCAGUGAAGACAAGGCCUGGGCUUUGGGCCCACAAGGCCCACUUGUGGAGGAGUUUUGGGACAACGUCCGCAGAUACGGACUCUACGCUCUCACCGUAAGCACAGGUGCGCUUUACACCAUAUUUCGCCCCAUUGGGGAACUCCUCAAGAAUCCCAUUUCUGCUAUUUUCAUACUUGCCAUUUUCGGAGCUUCCAUUUACCUUGUUUCUCAAGUCCUCUCUGCCAUGGUUGGUGUUUCUGAAUUUUCUUACGAUUAUGGAUACUAGACUAGACUAGACUACCUCCAAUAAACCCCUUUAUGUCAUAUUAUUAUUACAGCACCCUACCCUGUAAUGUAAAACAGCAACUUUUAGCUAUUUGUAUUUCACAAGAUUACUAACUCUCUCUUUUUUUUUA
Molecule: messenger RNA, 694 nt
Organism: Cajanus cajan (pigeon pea)
Lineage: Eukaryota; Viridiplantae; Streptophyta; Magnoliopsida; Fabales; Fabaceae
Source: RefSeq, a predicted model, not a curated record